AUGAGUAGAGCUCCUCUACUAUCCAAGCCUCUUCCAGAAGAGAACCUCAUCAUCUACCUCUCAGUAUUGGCAACGGCAUUGAGUUCCGACGCGGAGCAACAGUACCCCAAACUUGAAAAAUUGGCCUACGCUCUCGUUCUCUCCGCACACAAGCUUCGAACCUACUUCCAGGCUCACACCAUUGAAGUAUUAACCAACCAGCCCCGACGACAAGUCCUGCAGAAGCCGGAGACAUCAGGACAACUAAUCAAAUGGGCCAUCGAGCUCGGUGAAUUCGACAUAUGUUAUCAUCCCCGGCCUGCUGAAAAGGGACAAGCUAUGGCCGAUUUCAUUUCGGAACUCACACUUCCUUCUGAAAUCAAUCGACCCUACCACGGAACCACCCUCGGCAUCCAUGGAGACACAUUCAGCUGA
Prunus armeniaca (apricot) is the source of this 414-nucleotide messenger RNA. Lineage: Eukaryota; Viridiplantae; Streptophyta; Magnoliopsida; Rosales; Rosaceae. The record is from the annotation of a GenBank genome assembly.